AUGGCUUCUGUAACAAGCAAUUCAAGUAUACGUCCAACAGUUGUUGUUGCAUCUUCAUCGACAUCGAAAGAAAAAUUUCGAAAACAUAAAAAGAAACAACAUAAAUCGAAGAAAAAUCAAAAUGAAAAACAUGAAAAAAUUAUUGAUCCUCCACCACUACCACCAUCUGAUGAUAAAGCACAACAACCACCUCCACCACCCCCACCACCACCUAUUUCGAAUUUAUACGAUGAUCUUGAUGAUAACAUAACAACAAGUAGUUCAAUUGUAAAAACUAAUAUAUCAUUAUCACAUUCACCACCACCAGUUAUGCCAACAAUUUUACGUCAAGGUUCUCGUUCACGUUUAACAACAAUUGAACAACUUGUACCAACAUCUGUUGCACGAACAACAAAAUUAAUCAAUACAAAUAAUGAUAAUACGAAACUUUCACCAACAUCAACAACAAAUAUAACUAAUGCUGAAGAUUUAGCUAAGAAAAAAUUUGAAGAACAAUUAGCAUUACUUGAUGCAACAUCAUCUAAAUUAACAAUGAAUAAUUCAGACCAAUCAAGUAAUGAAAGUGAAGAAGAUGAACAAAUUGAACGUAUAUGUCGAAUGAAUAAUACAGGAAGUAUAUCAGGACCUAUACAUUUUAAACUUAAUCGUACACAAAAUCUGCCACUUAAAACAUCACCUGUAUCAAAUGAUAUUAAUAAUAAUGAUGAAGAAAUAGUUCCAUUAAUGAAUUCAACAAAAAAGAAACGUUUACACAAACCAAAUGAUUCAACAAUGAGUUCACAUUCAGCAUCAUCGGGUGAUGAAAAUGAUAAAAAAAAUCGAACAAAAAAACAAAAAAAAUCAGAAAGUGAAACAACAGAAUCUAUUACAACAGUUGAAUUACCAGCAACAUCAACAACAGUAUCUAUAAUAACUGAAGAACAUGUUAAAACAGAAGAAAUUAAAAAUGAUGAACCUGUUGCUUCAACAACAAAUGAAAAGAAAUCUAAUAAUGAUAAUGAUGAUCAUAAUGAUGAUGAUCGUUGUUCUCGAUCAUCAUCAGCAUCAUCAUCAAGACGAAAGCGACGUAGUAGUCGUCGACGACGUCGUCACCAUCGUCGUCGUUCAUCAUCAUCAAGUUCACGUUCAUCAAAUACAACUACAUCAUCUGAUAGUUCACGUUCAUCAUCAAGUCGUUCACAUCGCAGAUAUCGACGUCGACGAACACGUUCAUCUCGUUCAUCAACACGUUCAUCAUCGAGUUCAAGUGAUAAUCAUCGUGGACAUCAUAGUAGUCGUAGUAGUCGCCGUUCAUCACGUUCUUAUUCGAGACGUCGUUCAUCAAGUUCACGAAGUUCACGUUCUUCGACAUCAUCACGUAGUACACGUAGUCGAUCAAGAUCACGAAGUCGUAAUAAAAAAUCUACUCGCCAUUCAAAUCAUAAUCAUCAACAACAAUCAAAUAAUCAUGGCAAAGGUGGACGAGGUGGUGCUGCAGCACGUCGUGGUCGUGGAGCUCGUAAUGGUCCACGUAAUCUUCGAGCUCCAUCACACGAUAAUUUACGUCGUUCAACACCAAAUAAAAAUGGUAAUAAAUAUAAUUUAUCAUCAGGUAAUACAACUCGAAAAUUACCUAAUAAUAAACAACCACGAAUACUCAUUGCGGCAACACCAAAACCUUCAACAACUGGAGAAAAUACUGAAGAAACAGCAGCAACAUCAAUAUCAGCAACAACAACAACAAUAACAAAUGAAGAAAAUAAACCUGAACCAAUUAUUUUGACUAUAAAUCAAAAUCAACAACGUCCUAUGGGACAGAAAAAGAAUGCAAAAGGAAAAACUAAACAACAAACUCCUGCAUAUUCAUUAAAAAAAAAUGAAACUGAUGAUAUCGAUGGUGAUCAUGAACCAAUGAUUGGACCAAAAUUACCACCAGAAUUUGAAAAAAAAACUAAUAAAGAACAUUCAUUUACUCCACCGGAUAUGGAUGAUCCGGAAAAUAUUGAAAUGCUCAAUGAUUUAAAAUAUCGUGCCGAAAUUCAUGCAGCUAAAAAUCAUGGUUUAAUUAGUGAAAUACAAGCACAACAAUUAAUUGACGAACGUGAAACUCAAAAACAUUUAGCCGAACUUCCAAUUAUUCAAAUGCCUAUUAUGUCAUCACCGACUAUUUCUUCAAUGGGUCCAUUUAUUGUUGCAGCACCAAGUCCAGCAUUAGCUACUUAUCAACUUCAAAUGACAUCUGCAGCAACUUCACAAAUUGCAACUAAUCAUGAGAAUACUUCUCUUACAGUUGAACAACAACAUCAGCAGCAACAACAACAGCAACAGCAACAACAAAUGUCACCAAAUUCAGCAGCAUCAAGUGGUGGUGAAAGUUGUUCAACAUCUGGUCAAACAACACCAGGUGGAACAGCUACUGUACUUACACAAGAUGGACAGUCAAUGAUGAUUCAAACAGCAACAAAUGUUAAUCCACAAUUAGUACCGAUUGCUCAAUCAGCACAACCAUUAUAUAUGCCUAUGCAAACUGCUGUUCAGCAACCACGUGUUGUUGCUGUACGAACACCUCAAGGGGGUAUUCAACAUUUUAUUGAAUAUCCAACGGCACAAUUAUUACAAGCCCAACAACAACAACAACAACAGCAACCUCAGUUUAUUCAACAUAAUGGACAACUUGUACAAGUUAUUCGACCACCUGUUACUUAUUCAUCGGCAGCUUUAAUACAACAAUUACAAUUACAGCAACAACAACAACAAGUUUUUGCUGCACAAAUUCAAGCUCAACAGUUAGCUGCCAUGCAACAAUCAGGUGGUGCUAUAUUUUUACAAAAUUCAGCUGGACAACUUGUACUCGCUCAACCGGGUCCACAAGCGAUGCGUGUUGUUCAAAUUCCUUAUGUAUCCAAAUGA
Rotaria sp. Silwood2 is the source of this 2889-nucleotide messenger RNA. Lineage: Eukaryota; Metazoa; Rotifera; Eurotatoria; Philodinida; Philodinidae. The record is from the annotation of a GenBank genome assembly.